Molecule: messenger RNA, 1164 nt
Organism: Eruca vesicaria subsp. sativa (arugula)
Lineage: Eukaryota; Viridiplantae; Streptophyta; Magnoliopsida; Brassicales; Brassicaceae
Source: the annotation of a GenBank genome assembly
AUGUCAGAAAGUGAUCUAGACAUGAUGAAACCAGAGACUAUGCAGUCCUACAUCUGGCUUCAAACUUCUGAUGGUUCACUUCAGCAAGUGGAGCAAGAGGUUGCAAUGUUCUGUCCCAUGAUAUGUCAAGAAGUAAUACACAAGGGCCUUGGAUCUUCUGAGAGUCAUCCUAUAUCGCUUCCACAGCGAGUGAACACAGCUAUGUUCAGCUUGGUUCUUGAUUACUGCAGAUUUCACCAAGUGCCUGGACGUUCAAAUAAGGAACGAAAAAGUUAUGAUGAAAAAUUCAUGCGAAUGGACACAAAGAGGCUAUGUGAGUUGACCUCAGCGGCUGACAGUUUGCAGCUGAAGACUUUGGUUGAUAUUACUAGUCGCGCACUUGCACGGAUCAUUGAAGGGAAAACACCUGAGGAGAUACGAGAUAUAUUUCAUUUGCCUGAUGACCUCACUGAGGAGGAGAAAUUAGAGCCUCUGAAGAACACAAUGGAUGAUCCACGGAUUCGACUACUGAAUAGAUUAUACGCAAAGAAAAGAAAGGAGCUGAAAGAAAGAGAGAGAUUGAAGAACGUUGAGAUGGGAGAACAUGUGGAUGAACGUUCGGUGGAUGACCUGUUAACGUUUAUUAACGGCAGAGAUCCCAAGAUGUCAAAGGGAAAGAAGAAGAGCAAGAAAAAGAAGGACCAAAAGAUUGAUUCUUCAAAUGACAAAGAAGGACCAGAAGACUUUCAUGACAAGGAAUCGCAUGAUCUUCAUUCCAAACAACAAGGUGUUGAAGAGACUGGAUCCAGAGAGAGAGAGGUACCUGAAGAUGACAUUUUUAUGCCAAAGGUUGCCGGGUCUGAAGAUGGAGAUAUAGAUGAUGAAAUCGAUCCAGCUAUGAAGGAAAUGCUUGAUAGAGAGGUAGAAGAUUUUGCUCGAAGGCUGAACUCCAAUUGGGUUUGCUCCUUAGGACAAGAGAGAAGGCCUGUUCACUUUUCCAUAAACAGCAACAGGACUACAAGACAACAUAUAGGUAAUGAUAUCUCUUUCUUUGGCUGCAUUAUCUUUGCUUCUAUCGUAAUGUUGAGAUGGACUGAUGUGGGGUAUGGUUUGGAUGUGAAGGUCAAUCUUCAGGACACAAUUGAUGAACUUCAAUGGCUGACACAGUUUUGGUUGGUUAUAUGA